AUGGCCAUCGAAGGCGAUCCAAGCAAGGCCGCGGCCGGCGUCGGGUAUGGUCUGUUCGGCGCUCCGGCACAAGGCUCUCGCUCAGCCGGCCAAGACUUCUUUGACCUAUCCACCCUCGGAAGCACCCUCUCGGCCUCGUCUGCUCUGCCUGCCGCGCCAUCCAUAGUCCCGCAAAAGGAGGGCGGUGCCAUUUCUGGCCUGGGAGAGAAAUACAACGUCAGCUCAGCCUCCGGGACUGGGUCAUUGUCGGUGCCUAUCCAGACAUCGCCCGCCAGGCGUGGUAUGCAACCACAGCUCGCGCUUCAGUACGACUCAGGCGCUGGGAACAGCGAGUUCGGCCUCGGGUGGCAAUUGCGCGGCGGCGCUUCCAUUACGCGGAAGACAUCCAAAGGCUUGCCUCGAUAUCACGAUCCCGCUUCCGGCCCGGAGUCCGACGUUUUUGUCCUCUCUGGCAUGGAGGAUCUGGUGCCUGUGUUCAAGAAAGACGCAUCAGGGGUAUUUCUCCAGGACUCUGCGGGCAAUCCCGUCACCGAAGAGUCCGUCCGUGGCAACCAUGUAGUGCGGAAGUAUUUUCCACGCAGUCGCCAGACUUUUGCUCGCAUUGAACGCUGGACGAAUCUUGAAAGCCGGGACGACGUGCACUGGCGCGUCGUGACUGAGGAAAAUAGCACUUUGGUUUUCGGCUCCGAUGCCAACUCCAGAAUAUUCGACCAGUCAGCUGCGGUCGACGGCACUAUUCGCAUCUUUUCAUGGCUUCAGUCUGAAACGUAUGAUACAUACGGCAAUGCCAUGGUUUUCACCUACAAGCAGGAGGACUCGGCCAACGUCAGUGGCGAGGCAGCACAUGAGGCGUUCCGUACGCCUGAGAGCCGGGGGGCCAACCGAUAUCUGAAAACCAUUCGAUACGGAAACACGAUACCCAACCGAUCUCUAGACACCUGGGCUGCGUUCUCGGCAUUCGAACUGCCCCAGGACUCAUGGAAGUUCUCCGUUGUUUUUGACUUUGGGGAACAUAACGAGAGCCUUCCCAGCCCCGUUGAACUUAGUGCCUGGCGGUCAAGACUGGAUCCCUUCUCGACCCACCGGCCGGGUUUUGAGUUACGGACCUACAGACUCUGCCACAGGAUCUUGAUGUUUCAUCAUUUCACUGAGCUGGGCCAAGAACCUUGUCUCGUGUCCUCAAUGGAGCUCGCAUAUCGCGAGCACCCAUCACUGACGGUAUUGACAUCUGUUCGUCAUUUCGGACAUUCUUUUGAUGCCGCCUCAGGUACAAUCAUCUCACGCGGCCUCCCACCACUCGAAUUCUCCUACCAGGAGUUUCCUUUAGAUCAGGAACUCGAAAGAUUAACCCCGCGAGCGGUGGACGAGAAAAGCCUCCGUAAUCUUCCUGUUGGCCUUGAUGGAAGAGACUACCAGUGGAUCGACUUAGAUGGCGACGGCCUCCCUGGAAUACUCAUGAGGUCAGAAGCCGCAUGGUACUACAAACGCAACACCAGCGCCAACAACGUACAGGCCGGGACAGAGCCACCUCUGGCCGUUGCCCGAUUUGGAGAACUGGAGCUGAUCCGCACAAUUCCGUCAGCGUCUGAACCUGAAAUGUGUCACUUUGGUGAUGUGACGGGUUCUGGAAAGCUGAAUCUCAUUCAAACAGCACCCUCAGGAUGGGGAUACUUUGAACGCGAAGCGGAUAUUGACGCUGGAUGGACCAAUUUUCGAUACAUGGCCAGGUUUCCCAAUGUUGAUGCCUCGAAAGAUAGCGUCAAAAUGAUCGAUCUCACCGGAGAUGGCUUACCAGAUGUUCUAAUUUACGACGAUGAAGUCCUGACAUGGUACCCUUCGCUCGGCGAAGAGGGCUAUGGAGAUGGUGUCUCUGUUUCACAGCCUGCCUCGGAUCGUAGUUCCCCAAUCUGCCUCUUCCAGGACACGGAACAAACUCUUUAUCUGGCCGACAUGUCGGGAGAUGGUCUCGCUGAUAUUAUGGACGGCGCACCAUCUUUUGACUACCAAGAUGCAUUCCAUCAGGGAAGAAUCCGCUUGGCAGAUAUUGACGGCUCUGGAACGACCGAUCUCAUCUACCUUUCAGGUCAGGGGUUGGACCUGUACAUGAAUCACUCUGGCAACCAGUUCUCUGCCAGAAAGCGGCUGCCGCCAAGCUUCCCAAUUGAUAACACCUCCGUCGUCAGUGUCGCGGAUCUUCUGGGAAAUGGAACAGCCUGUCUCACUUGGUCGACAAGCCUUCCCGCAGAACGUCGAAGUAUUCAGUAUGUAGACUUCACAAAGGGCCGUAAACCGCAUCUUCUCAACCGCUUCGUCAACAAUUUGGGAGCCGAGACGGUGAUGCGAUAUGCGCCAUCUACCAAGUUCUACCUGGACGAUAAGCAGAGCGGAACCCCUUGGAUCACGAGGCUUCCCUUCCCCGUUCACUGCGUGGAGCAAGUGGAGACCAUUGACCAUGUCAGUCACAGCCGAUUUGCGAAACGAUACAGCUACCAUCAUGGAUACUUUGACGGUGUUGAAAGAGAGUUCCGUGGCUUCGGCCGAACAGACGAGUGGGACACUGGCGUCUUCGAGGCAGCGGCGAGUCCCCGGAUGAGCAACGAGGAUGCUGCUUGGCACACCCCGCCCGUGCGGACGUCCACAUGGUUUCAUACCGGAAUGUUCGUCGACGAAAGGACCUGGAGCCGCCAGAUACAAGCCGAAUAUUUUACGGACUAUGUGCGUGAAGGGCUUCCGAGUUCGCCAUCUCAUGGUGCCUUAUUACCCGAGUCGAUCAAUCCGUUCGAUCCAGAGGAGAUUAACAUCCUGAGGGAGCGUUUCCGGGCACUUAAGGGGAAGCUUCUUCGUAAAGAGGUUUACAGCGAGGACGGAUCAGAUUCAUCCCACAUUCCAUUCGCCAUCGAAGAACACAACUAUUCUGUCAAGGUGGUACAAGACGUCCAAGACUCCCAUCUCCACGCCGUCUGCACAGUCCAACCCCGAGAAACCGCAAGCUAUUACAUGGAGCGGGUCACGGGAGAUCCAAGGAUCCACCAUACCAUGUGUCUCGAUAUCGAUGAUUUUGGGAACAUCCGAAAGGAGAUAAAGAUUGUUUACGGUCGGCAGCCAGGACUCACCACCCUGACGGGCCCCGACAAGGCGAAACAGGAAUCGACACAUAUCUUGUAUUCGGAGAACAAUAUGACCGAAGCAAUCGACGAGGGCAAUGACUUCAGGCGGCCAGCCGUCUAUAGCACGCGUACAUACGAGAUUUCUGGGUUUCAGCCAGCGGGCAACGCCAUGCAGUUCUCGUUCGCAGACUUCGCAGGCGAGAGCAAUGACUUUUCUCCCCUGACAUCGCUACAAGAAGUUCCCUUUGAGGAAGAUCUCAAUCUCACGUCACGGCAAAAGAGACUUAUCAACAAAUCCCGUAUCGUAUUUCGCAAGGAUGACCUGACUGGAAUGCUUCCUCCUGGACACCUCGGGAAGCUAGGCCUCGCUGGCGAGAGUCAUACCCUCUGCUACACCCCUGGUCUUUUGGUCAAGGCUUUUAGACGCUUCAGAACCGACGGAACAGAGGAAGCGCUGAUAAGUGACCCAAAAAUUACCCCUGGCGGCCUUGUAGAAGGAUCACGACUAGGCUAUGUGGACCUUGAGGGCGACGGGUCUUGGUGGGCAAGCGCGGGAACCGUGAGGUACUCUGAGACAUCCACCUCCGACCCAGCCUUGGAGCUCUCUCAAGCCAAGAAUCAUUUCUUUGAAGCAAUUGCGUUUCUUGAUCCGCUCGGCCAUGAAUCAAGGGUUUCCUACGACUCUUAUGAAGGGUCGGGUGAGGGAGACUCGCUUCAGGGGUUUAGGCCAGACCUCAGUCAAGCAGAGAUCAACCUCAUCCUCUCUGAACCUAAAGGUCCUACCGCAUUUGAUCUGCUCGGUCAAGCAACCCGGCGCAUCAUCAAUGACUAUGGGAGUUUCAGAGAGUUGAAAACACCUGUGCCGUCGGUUGCCAUUGCGCGCGUACAGCACACGCAUAUGCCGAGCGAUAGGCGAACAGUCGUCAGCAUUUCCUACUCAGACGGCUUUGGCCGGAUAAUCCAAAGCAAGAAACAGGCAAAACCUGGACCGCUCAUUGAGGACGGCCCUCUGGCAGGUACUCGAUGGAUCACGUCCGGUUGGGUUAUCCACGACAACAAGGGAAACCCAGUGAGAGAGUUUGAGCCCUUCUUUGACGACACGCAUCGUUUCAAAUUCGACCUCCAGGCCGGAUCGUCGUCUACCUUGAUUUAUGAUUCCAUGUCCAGGAUUGUUGCAAUUCUGCGUCAGGAUCACGCUUUCUUCAAGACGGUCUUCAAAGGCUGGACCGAAUCCAUCCAUGACUUCAACGAUAAUGUUCUCGUUUCCAACGUCCAGAAUGAUAUUGAUGUCGGCUAUCUACUUCGCGGUUUGGAAGGUCACGAGUUUCUUCCAUCAUGGUACGACUCGCGCAUCAACGGGCAAGACCUUCUGGAGAAGGCUACGGCAAAGAAGACAGCAGCUCAUACGAAUACGCCUCGUGUGCUGCACUCCGACGCCCUGGGUCGUGUCAUUGUGCAAGUUGAUGACCUUGGCUCUGGUCAAACCAUAAGUAGCCGAUCCAGGUUUGAUGCCAGCAACAAUAUUGUUCAGGUUUCAGACCAGCUAGGGCGGCUCUGCUGCAGUGGGACUCAAGGGAUUUCCGGCUUCGACAUGUGUACGAUGCGGCAAACAGACCUGUUGAGACGUGGAUGA
This is a messenger RNA of Verticillium alfalfae VaMs.102, 4740 nucleotides long. RefSeq names its product SpvB domain-containing protein. NCBI's taxonomy places the organism in Eukaryota, Fungi, Ascomycota, Sordariomycetes, Glomerellales, Plectosphaerellaceae. The transcript has 4 exons. The coding region runs from base 1 to 4740 and encodes 1579 amino acids. Gene Ontology annotation, cellular component: cytoplasm. The record is from RefSeq and is a predicted model, not a curated record.